CAAAAGAGUCGUGGUUCGCGUACGUCGUGGCAAUGGUAGUGACGGAGAGCAACGGUGUAUGGUGUGGUCACUAGGGCCAGCGAGCCAUCGUCGAUGCCACAUCGACUCGCGGUACCGGACCGUGAACAUCAAAACGAAUCUUUUCUCCCGCGUUUACCAUUCUAACGGCGCGUUCUGCACUGAGACACGCAGAUUUACACACGUAUACGUUAUACCGAGACACGCAGAGAACAAGAAACAAAGAGACACAGUGGAAAAGGCGAAGAGUGUGUAUAAUCGUUGAUAUACACGAUAUAAUAGAGCGAGCGUUGAGGGACGAAGAGAAACGAGUUUGCAAACUGGGCCGGUCGUAGUGAAGCUUCAGUCCGGCUCGAGUGAUCGCCGAGUCGCGUGUUUCCUAUCGUGAUAGAAAGUAAACAUACGGAUAGUUCUUGGUUUUUGUCUAUUUUCCUACGGUUUCGGUGCGCGACGCGAGUUUGCCCUUUGUAUCGUUACUUCGUGUUGUUGCACUCGCAUGAAAGAUCGGUAUACGAUUGUGAAUAGAAGUGAGUUAAAAUGACUAUACACAAGAAGACGAGUGGAAAGAGCAAGGGGAGCUCGAAGGAAGUCGCCACGACUUCUUCCAGUUCCUCGGAUAUGACGACCGUUGAGACGGUCGAGAUGGUAUCGUCGACGAGCAUGGUCGAGGAAGCGACACAGAUUAUGGAGAGCGAAUCUAGGAGCAGCGUCGUCGAGGUAACCAGCGCGAGUCGCGAGGUUAUCAUGGAUUCCAAGGGUAACGUAAUUAAGGUGAUCGAGUCUGCUCCUCAGACUGUUGGUCAAAGUACGUCUACAUAUAGAACGGGUAAGAGUUCUCAGGACUUUAUAGCGCAAGAACAGAUGCAGUCUGUUAAACAGGGAAAAACUGUUCGUGACAGUCCACAAAAUGUUAAGGACGUCGAGGUACGUUCGGAUGGACAUCGAGGAGAAACGUUGGAGCAAGUUAGUAGAUCGUCCGAGAGUCGUAGCGAGUCUCGAGCAGAAACUAUUCAGAAAUCUAUAUCCUCUUCAAUGGUCGUGGAAACAUCGUCUUCGAUGGGAGAUUAUUACGAUCAGCUAUCAAAGACGACGUCUUCCAACGGUAUCGUGAACGGUGAUCACGCUCCCAGAAUACAUACGUCAUCAAAAUCGUACGAAAGCAAACAAGCCAGUAAAGAAACGUACGAAGAGACAACCAAGGAUGGAAAAACGUUCGCGAAUAUCUCGAGAAUCCACGAAUCAGGUGAAAAACUCGAUGACAACGGUAGAGUAACAGCCACUCAGAGUCGCAUCAUUGACAAGGAGACCACGGUCGUACCCUCGGACGUAGGUCGAGUUAAACAUACGGAUGAUGUCAGAAUUGCCAGUAACAAGGUCAUCCUCGAUUCUUCCUCCAACGCCACUGUUAGCGAAAGCACCGCGAAGAGCAGCGUAAAAGCGGACAAAAUUAGCGACGUUGUCACGCGGUGCAACAAACCCGGCCAGUCUACGUGGGAUGGCACGUUUAUUAGCGAAAGUCCGGCUAAAGACAAGGACGUCUCGAGAAACGUCGAUACGUCUCGAACAGACCGGGACAGUCUCGACAAGGCAAAAAUAGAUCGCUUGGUGUCCAAAGUUAACACCGAUAAUGUACAAGAGAGCAUGUCGAGCAUUGAAAUCUCUGAGAGUUCGUUUAUCGAUCAGCGUUCAUCGUCGACGGUAAUACAGGACUCGAAAAUUAUCAUCGACGAGGGUCGUUCUAGCUCGACUAACAUCGAAAGUUUUGAUCGAAACGUUAACUCGAUCGGUCGCGACAUUCACGAACAUGUUUCUGAAGACACGAUCGAUUUUGCCGGAGGACAGAGGCAAGUUACGACGGAAGCACACUCGAAAGGUUCGACUCGAUACACGAAACCUGGAGAGUCUACGUGGGACGGUACUUUUAUGGUCGAAAAAACACCAGAACCGAGAAAAAGAAACGUGUCAGAUGCUUCUGUCUUUCAUCAUAUUGGUGGCGAUAAUGUUAUAGAAUCAACACAGAGAACGGAUUUCAAGGAGAAAAGUUCUGACGGAUCUUACGAAAAGAAAUCUUCGAACGUUGUCCACGUGGUACAAGGCGGCACGGACUCUUCGAGGUUCAUUUCGGAAGAACGCAAAGAUGUCACAGAGGAAAUUUACAUCGAUGGAAAACCUGUUAGUAAAACAGAGCUAUUAAGAGACAGAUCGUCGUCUAGUAGAGGAGAAAAAAUUACGAGACCCGGUGAUUCAACGUGGAACGGACAAUUCGUAUACGAAAAGCCACAGGAUGGCGGUAAGAAAUUAUCGAGUGACAAAACUGUGGUCAGAACAAGCGCGAAAAGACACGAUUCCGUGGAUGUUCAAGACGUCACGGAGGAGCAGAAUAUCUCCAGUAUGUCAGAGUCUGUUUCGUCUUCGUACGUCGUGGAAUACGCUACAUCCACCGACGAGAAGAAAAAAACUAGCGAAAAGGUGACCUCUGUUUCUGAAAUAAUUAUAGAAGAAGAUUCCGGAGAUGGAGGUUCUCCUCGACGAUCAACUCCAGAAAAAUCAGUUACCCGUGACACUACUUCGCGGUGUUACAAACCUGGUCAAUCCACUUGGGAUGGCAGUUUCGUUUACGAAAAGCCGCAAGUUCAUGAACGUCGAAAGCUGGAUAGCCGAAGGCCGACCGAUUCCAUCGUCAUUCGCGACGUUACAGAGGACAAUUCGAUAAACGAGGCGGAAAUUUCAUCAACGGCUUACGUAGUCGAACAUUCAUCGAGUCAACAGAGUUUCACCGAUGUUAAAGAUUCUAGUUUAUCUUCCGUACACGAGACGAUUGUUUACGAUGUGCAACCUGUUCGCCAAGAUCGUCCAUCGAGCAGAACAUCGAGUAGACCAGAAACUCCCGACAAGACACCUAAAGGAAGAGAUACCAGGCUUACCAAGCCUGGUUCGUCGACCUGGGAUGGAACUUUCGUCAUGGAGAAAUCGCCAGAAACGAAAAGACCGUCUAGCAGAGAAUCUGUUGAUAGACCGGCAGAUAAAAUUCGACCUGAACCAAGAGAAAGUCCAAUACCGAAAUCGAGAAAGCACAUCAGUGAUACCACUUUGGAUAUUCGUGAUACUUCUCAGCAAGUAUCCACUAGUUCAGAAGUUUAUAGCAAUUCCAUUGUAUUGGAACAGUCUACCACACACGAGAGUUAUACCGAUUCGUCAAACGUGGAUUACUCCACGAGUUCCGUAGAGACAGUAAUUGUUCGUAAUGGCGUUCCAACGACGAUACAGAAGUCUGUGACGAUCGAAGAUAGAUCUAAGAGUCCCGAGAAGAAAGCGUUGGAACAUAAAGGGUUGCAACCAGAAGACUUCAAGUCGCCUGACAAACGUCCUAAGAGCCCCAGUAAAAUUGACAGCUCUUUUAGACCGUCCAAACCAGGUGCUUCAACGUGGGAUGGUUCGUUUGUUUACGAAAAACCAGCAAAAAAGCCUACCGAUAAGAAACCAUCGACAGACGUUUCACGUCGUCCUACCGAUGAACGAGCUCCCAUUCGAACGUCGCCAGUAGAUAAUGGAAAAUUGUCAGAAGAUAAGAAACCGACUUAUCUCACUGAAAAAUCUAUCACUUUAUCGGACACUACAAUGGAGACUUCUGAAUUUGUCACGUCGACGACGCUUGAACGAACUCUGGCUUCAGAUUCCGAAGUUCUUAAUUCGUCCAAGGUCUCUACAACGAUAUUUCAUGAAAUCGACGAUAAAAAACGCACUGCAGAUACCGAAAGAGAACUUCGAAGAGAGGUUCCUCGAUCACCAUCUGGAAAACAUCCUGAAGACGGGAGAAAGUCUCCUGAAAGACGUCCUAAGAGUCCUGAGAAAAGUCCGGUGGAUAGAUCUAUGAGACCGACUAAACCAGGCGCGUCAACUUGGGAUGGUUCGUUUGUGUAUGAGAAACCACAAGACCAGAAGAAGAAACCGACUGACCAACAGAAGGAACCAGUAGACGAAAAAAAGAGACCAAGAGAAUCUCCUACAAGAGAUGAACCUAAAGACAGACCAAGUUCUGUCGUGCCGAAAGACGAUACCACGAAAAUUUCAAUCGUGAAACAUGAUGUGACGGACACCAGGAAGGAUGUCAUGGAUAUUGAUAUAGUUCAGAAAUCUUCUUACGUAAUCGAUCAGUCGUCGUUCACCUCGGUGCAGGACGUUCGCAACGUGUUAGAGGAACGUGUCAUCAGCGAAUUUACAACGGACACGCGUAAAGAUGUGAGAGAUGUCACCAAGUCAACGACCGAAUUCAUCGACAACGAGCAGGUGACUAGUAUGGUAGCGCGGGAUGUCGUUGAUGACACCAGGUUCGACAGAUUCACCACCUCGACUCCCAAAUCUCCAGCUGAUACUCCGCAGAAAGGAUCGCCGGAACGACCUGGUUAUCCGCGAGGAAUCCCUGGACUGCGGGAAGACGAUCGACCAAAACCGAUUCCAGCAGCUGGGAAGCCGAGCCGACCUCCGCAACGAGAACAGAGUCCCGGGGAAAGAUAUACUGGCGCCAGGCCACAGACUCCAGGAAAAGUUCGUGACUAUGUAUCCCCGACAAGAAAACCAGUGCCCGCGGCAGGGAAACCAAGUCGCCCCGAGGAAAGACCUGGCAAGGUACCACGUGCCGAUGAAACGGUGCCAGGCGCCAGCAAACCGACGCAACCCGAUGAGCAACCAAAGGGACCUGGGAAACCCGAUGAAAGGCCAGCCGCUGGAAAACCGAGCCGACCGGAGGAUAAACCGGAGAGAUUUGAUGACAAGCCGAAGAGAGGAGAUCAGACGCCUGACUCCCUCGAGGAGGACGAUGUUCAGCCCGAAAAACUACCCAACUACAUACUGUCCAAGAUCCCUCUGAAGGAGCAAUGCAUCUGCGAACUCUGCACCUGCGGACGACAUCGCUGUCCGCACAAUCUGCCACAAGAUCACCUUGAGAUUCCUCGAGAUGGCCCCGUCCACGCGGUGACUUCCUAUCGCGAGGAAUUCGAUGAGAAACACGUCGACAGGCAGACCGUGUACCACCACGAAGACCAUCUUCGGAUGGAAGGAGAAUUCAUCGGAGAGAGGCGAACAGACUAUGUGGUGACAAGGGGCGAGAGAGCACCGGUAAGGAAACCGCAGGAUAACCUGAAACCGGAGGGUGAGUUCAUCGGUAGACCCAAGGAGGAAGCUCCAACGAAAGGAGAGAAAGCUCCGGUGAAAAAGCCGCAGGAUAACUUGAAGCCAGAAGGCGAAUUCAUUGGAAGACCGAAGGAAGAAGCCCCGAAAUAUGGAGAUCGAACGCCUGUCAGGCGACCUCAGGAUAAUCUCAGACCGGAAGGAGACUUCGACAGUACAACCACCACGGAGCUGGUGUUCACCGGUACACCCGGUGAACGUCCCAGACCAGUACGUCGCAACACCUAUACAAAGGUCGAGGGUGAAUUCAUCGACUCGACCACUACAAGAUCCGAAUACGUCGAUCAUCGAACGGUUCAACGUGCCGAGAUCAUCAAACGUACGGAUAACCUCACAGUGGGAGAGGGUGAAUUCACAGGUACCUCUCAUCAUAAAGAGGAUUUCCACACGUACGACAUAGUUGAGAGGACACCUCGACGACGACUCGACUACACCGACGAGGAUGACCGCUUCUAUGGCAAGACCGAUAUCGUGGAAAGCACCACAACGACUCAGGAACAGUAUCAAAGUUUCGAUCAAACCGACUAUAGAAGCACUGCCGUGAUUAGACGAGACGAUAAUUUGAGACCAGAAGGACCGUUUGAAGGAGUGCCUCAUACUAAGGACGACUACGUUGUGCCACAGAUAAUGAAGAGACCGGAACCGCAGAAACCCAAGGACAAUUUGCGACCUGAAGGACCGUUCGAAGGAAGACCGAAAGACGAUUAUAAACCAACCGGAGGCGAAAGAGCAGACGUGAAGAGACCACAGGAUAACUUGAAGCCCGAAGGACCGUUCGAAGGACGUCCAAAAGACGAUUAUUCACCGAAAACAGCUGAACGCCCGGAAGUUAAGAGACCCGAGGACAACUUGAGACCAGAAGGGCCAUUCGAAGGACGACCUAAAGACGACUAUAAACCUACUAGAGGAGAUAGAGCAGAUAUCAAGAGACCUGAAGAUAAUUUAAGACCCGAAGGACCAUUCGAAGGACGCCCUAAGGAUGAUUUCAUGCCUAAAACAGCGGAAAGACCAGAAGUAAGGAGGCCUCAGGAUAACUUGCGACCUGAAGGACCAUUCGAAGGGCGCCCGAAGGAUGAUUUCACACCGAAAACAGCUGAACGUCCGGAAGUGAAGAGGCCACAAGAUAAUCUGAGACCCGAAGGUCCGUUCGAAGGACGUCCAAAGGAUGAUUUUUCACCGAAGCGAGGUGAAAGACCAGAGGUUAGAAGACCUGAGGAUAAUUUGAGACCGGAAGGACCGUUCGAAGGUCGACCUAAAGACGAUUACAAACCAACCAGAGGCGAAAGAGUUGAUGUUAAGAGGCCUGAAGAUAAUCUGAGACCCGAAGGACCGUUCGAGGGGCGUCCAAAGGAUGAUUUCUCACCAAAAAUAGCUGAACGUCCGGAAGUAAAGAGACCACAGGACAAUUUGAGACCCGAAGGACCAUUCGAAGGACGUCCAAAGGAUGAUUUCUCACCCAAACGAGGUGAAAGACCAGAAGUUAGAAGACCUGAGGACAAUUUGAGACCAGAAGGACCUUUCGAAGGCAGACCCAAGGAUGAUUACAAACCAACGAGAGGCGAAAGAGCUGAUGUUAAGAGGCCUGAAGAUAAUCUGAGACCAGAAGGACCGUUCGAAGGACGUCCAAAGGAUGACUUUACACCAAAAACUGCUGAACGUCCGGAAGUAAGGCGGCCACAGGAUAAUUUGAGACCCGAAGGUCCGUUCGAAGGUAGACCUAAAGAUGAUUAUAAACCAACCAGAGGCGAAAGAGCCGAUGUUAAGAGGCCUGAAGAUAAUCUGAGACCCGAAGGACCGUUCGAAGGACGUCCAAAGGAUGACUUCACACCAAAAACAGCUGAACGUCCGGAAGUGAAGAGACCACAGGACAAUUUGAGACCCGAAGGACCAUUCGAAGGACGUCCAAAGGAUGAUUUUUCACCCAAACGAGGUGAAAGACCAGAAGUUAGAAGACCUGAGGAUAAUUUGAGACCAGAAGGACCUUUCGAAGGCAGACCCAAGGAUGAUUACAAGCCAACCAGAGGCGAAAGAGCUGAUGUUAAGAGGCCUGAAGAUAAUCUGAGACCAGAAGGACCGUUCGAAGGACGUCCAAAGGAUGACUUUACACCAAAAACUGCUGAACGUCCGGAAGUAAGGCGGCCACAGGAUAAUUUGAGACCCGAAGGUCCGUUCGAAGGUAGACCUAAAGAUGAUUAUAAACCAACCAGAGGCGAAAGAGCCGAUGUUAAGAGGCCUGAAGAUAAUCUGAGACCCGAAGGACCGUUCGAAGGACGUCCAAAGGAUGACUUCACACCAAAAACAGCUGAACGUCCGGAAGUGAAGAGGCCGCAGGACAAUUUGAGACCCGAAGGACCAUUCGAAGGACGUCCAAAAGAUGAUUUUUCACCCAAACGAGGUGAAAGACCAGAGGUUAGAAGACCUGAGGAUAAUCUGAGACCGGAAGGGCCGUUCGAAGGUCGACCUAAAGAUGAUUUCUUGCCGAAAUCGGCGGAAAGGCCAGAAGUGAGAAGACCUCAGGAUAAUUUAAGACCUGAAGGACCAUUCGAAGGACGACCCAAGGAUGAUUAUGUACCAACCAGAGGUGAACGUGCGGACGUGAAACGUCCAGAAGAUAAUUUGAGACCAGAGGGUCCGUUCGAAGGAAGACCUAAAGAUGAUUUCUCACCGAAAAUAGCUGAACGUCCAGAGGUAAAGAGACCACAAGAUAAUUUGAGACCGGAAGGUCCAUUCGAAGGACGUCCUAAGGACGAUUUCACACCGAAAACAGCUGAACGUCCAGAAGUCAAAAGACCACAGGACAAUCUUCGACCUGAAGGACAGUUUGAAGAUCGACCAAGACACGAAUAUACCCCUGGUGAGAGACGUACACCUAUUAAACAUCCAGAUAACUUGUAUCCAGAAGGAGAAUUCGAGAGACCAUCGCCUGUUCCUUAUGGUCCCGGCGAAAGAGCGCCGAUUGUCCGACAUCCGGAUGAGCUGUUUCCUGAAGGCGAUUUUCCAGGUAGAGAACGUGUUCCAUUCGUCCCAGCUGAACGUAGAACGCCCAUUAAGCACGAUGAUAACCUUCGCCCUGAGGGACCUUUCGAAGGAAGACCUAAAGAUGAUUUCUCACCGAAAACAGCUGAACGUCCGGAAGUGAGGAGGCCUCAGGACAAUUUGAGAUCAGAAGGUCCUUUCGAAGGAAGACCUAAAGACGAUUACAAACCAACUAGAGGAGAACGUGCCGACGUAAAACGUCCUCAAGAUAAUUUGAAACCUGAAGGACCCUUCGAAGGUCGUCCAAAAGAUGAUUUCUCUCCAAAAACAGCCGAACGUCCCGAGGUUCGAAGACCUCAGGACAAUUUGUAUCCUGAAGGCGAAUUCGAGAGGCCAGAAAAGCCUACGGUUGGUCCAGCAGAGAAACGUACACCGAUUAAACAUCCGGAUAACCUCAAACCCGAAGGAGAAUUCGUUGGUAAGCCUAAAGAUGAUUUCACUCCUACUAAAGGCGACAGAGCUGUUGUUAAAAGACCUGAAGACAAUUUGAAACCAGAAGGUCCAUUCGAGGGCAGGCCUAAGGACGACUAUCAACCGGUUCAUGGCGAACGAAUGGAUAUCAUCAGACGCACGGACAACCUUCGAAUGGAAGGUAACAUCGAAACUUACAGAUCAAGAGACGAAUAUACGGACUUCUUAAUUCGUGAGAGAGCCGAAGUUACCAAGUAUCAAGACAAUUUGCGUAUGGAAGGCGAAUUUACCGAUGUUAGGACCAGAGACGAUUUUAAGGUUGUAAGGGGCGAGAGAGUUGAUAUCGUGAAGCAUCCUGACAAUUUAAGACCGGAGGGUCCAUUCGAGGGUCGUCCAAAGGACGAUUAUUCUCCUAAGAGAGCAGAGAGACCGGAAGUAAAGAGACCAGAAGAUAAUCUCAAACCAGAAGGAGAAUUUAUUGGCAGACCAAAAGAGGAAGCGCCUAAACAAGGUGAGAGAGCUCCGAUUAAGAAACCUAAAGACAAUUUGCGACCUGAAGGGGAAUUUGAGAGGCCAGAGAAGCAACCUGUUGGUCCUGCUGAAAAGAGAACUCCGAUCAAACAUGCUGAUAAUUUGAAACCAGAAGGGGAAUUUGAAAGACCUAAACCAGAAGAGUUUAGACCCGCUGAAAGGCCAAUUGUCAAGAAACCAACAGACAAUCUAAAACCAGAAGGAGACUUCGUUGGUCGGCCCAAAGAGGAAGCACCGCGAAAAGGCGAAAGAGCGGACGUAAAGAGACCAAAGGACAAUUUAUAUCCCGAAGGAGAAUUCGAAGUUCCGGAGAGGAAGCCUGUAGGUCCAGCUGAGAGAAGAACACCGAUCAAACACGAGGAUAAUUUGCGCCCUGAAGGUGAUUUUGAAAGACCGCAACCUGAGAAAUUCAGACCUGCCGAGAGACCAGUUGCGAAGAGACCUCAAGACAACUUGAAACCUGAAGGAGAAUUUAUUGGACGACCAAAGGAAGAGUCACCGACUAAGGGAGAGAGAGCCGAUGUUAAGAGACCAGAAGAUAACCUGAAACCAGAAGGUGAUUUCGAAAGACCUGAGAAGCAACCCUUGGGGCCAGCUGAGAAACGUACUCCUAUUAAACAUCCUGAUAACUUGAAACCUGAAGGCGACUUCAUCGGAAAGCCAAAAGAAGAAGCUCCUAAACGCGGAGAACGCGCAGAUAUUAAGAGACCACAAGAUAAUCUACGUCCGGAAGGUGAAUUUGAGAAACCAGAAAAAUCUCCAGUGAAACCUGCUGAGAGAAGAUCUCCGAUUAAACAUCCCGAUAAUUUGAAACCUGAAGGAGAAUUCGUUGGUAGACCAAAGGACGAUUACAAACCGACUAGAGGAGAACGCGCCGAUGUUAAAAGACCCGAGGAUAAUCUUAAACCCGAGGGACCAUUCGAAGGUCGUCCAAAAGACGAUUUUGUUCCCGUUCGUGGUGAACGAGUAGAUAUCGUCAAACGUACGGACAACUUGCGAAUGGAAGGAAAUAUAGAGACUUACAGGUCCAGAGAUGAAUAUACGGACUUCUUAAUUCGCGAAAGAGCCGAGGUCACUAAAUAUCAGGACAAUUUGCAUAUGGAGGGCGAGUUCACUGAUAUCAGAACGAGAGACGAUUUCAAGGUAGUGAAAGGAGAGCGUGUAGAUAUCGUGAAACAUCCGGAUAAUCUGAAACCGGAAGGUCCGUUCGAGGGUCGACCGAAAGACGAUUACUCACCUAAAAAAGCAGACAGACCAGAGAUCAAAAAACCAGAGGACAAUCUGAAACCCGAGGGAGAAUUCGAAAGACCUGAAAAGAAACCUGUUGGUCCAGCGGAAAGACGUUCACCUAUAAAACACGAUGACAAUUUGAAACCUGAAGGUGAAUUUAUCGGACGUCCGAAGGAGCAGGCACCGAAGAAAGGUGAAAGAGCAGACGUGAAGAAGCCAAAGGACAAUCUGAAACCGGAAGGUACCUUUGACAGGCCAGAGAAGAAGCCGAUGGGUCCUGCUGAGAGGCGCAGUCCGAUUAAACAUCCGGAUAAUUUAAAAACACAGGGAGAAUUCGUUGGUCGUCCUAAGGAAGAAACGCCAUUGAAGGGCGAACGUGCGGAUAUUACCAGACCGAAGGAUAAUCUAAGACCGGAAGGGGAAUUCCAGAGACCGCAGAAGUCGCCUGUUGGUCCAGCCGAGAAGAGAACGCCUAUACGUCACGAAGACAAUCUUCAUCCUGAAGGAGAAUUCGUAGGAAGACCUAAAGACGACUUUACUCCAAAACGGGUUGAUAGGCCGGUUCAGAAGAAGCCAAAGGAUAACUUGAAACCGGAGGGUGAAUUCAUAGGCAAGCCUAAGGAUGAUUAUAAGCCUACAAAGGGCGAGAGAACAGAGAUAGUCGUUCACAGAGAUAAUUUGAAAAUGGAGGGUGAUAUGGAUGUACGUCGGUCAAGAGACGAUUACAGGACGAUCACCAAGGUGGAAAGAGUCGAUGUAGUUCGUCGAGAGGAUAACCUGAAGAUGGAGGGCGAAUUCGUGGAUAUUCGAAGGCGAGAUGACUACAGAGUGACGCGCGGUGAACGUAGCGAGAUUAUUAGACACGAAGAUAAUUUGAGACCCGAAGGAGAAUUCGAUAGACCCGAUACGUGUCCGAUUGGUCCAGCUGAGAGAAGAACGCCUAUCAAGCAUCCUGAUAAUUUAAAACCUGAAGGCCAAUUCGCUCAGCGUCCUAAAGCUCCUACGCCAACCAAAGGAGAAAGGGCUCCGAUUAAGAAACCUAAAGAUAAUCUUAGACCCGAAGGAGAAUUCGACAGACCCGAGAAGGCGCCUGUUGGUCCUGCAGAGAGAAGAACACCGAUUAAACAUCCUGAUAAUUUGCACCCAGAAGGAGAUUUUAUUGGAAGGCCAAGACAAGACACGCCAACUAAAGGGGAUCGAGCUGACGUGAAGAGACCAAAGGACAAUUUACAUCCUGAAGGUGAUUUCGCUAAACGAACGCCUCAGAAGGUUGGUCCAGCUGAGAGACGCACACCGAUUCGUCACGAGGACAACCUUCAUCCCGAAGGAGACUUCUAUAUGGUGCCUAAAGACGAUUUCACACCUAAGAGAGGCGAACGAGCGCCUGUUAGAAAGCCGCAAGAUAAUCUGAGGCCAGAAGGCGAGAUGGAUGUCAGUCCAUCUUCUAAAGAUGACUAUAGACACGUGAACGGAGAACGAGUGGAAGUUCGUCGACACGAGGAUCAUCUGAGAAUGGAAGGAGAGAUAGACGUUCGUAGAUCCAGGGACGAUUACAAGAAGAUCACGAAGGUGGAAAGAGUGAAUGUUAGGAAGCACGAGGAUAACCUCAAGAUGGAAGGUGAAUUUAUCGAUGUACGCAGGAAAGAUGAUUACACGUACGUAGUCAGCGAACGUACGCCGGUUAAAAAGCAUCCUGACAAUCUUCGACCGGAAGGAGACUUCGAAAGGCCUGGAAAGUCUCCUCUGGGACCAGGUGAAAGACGUUCGCCUAUUAAACAUCCCGAUAACCUGAGACCAGAAGGUGAUUUCGAGCGUAGGACACCGGAGAAGGUUGGUCCGAUAGAACGUCGAUCUCCAAUUCGUCAAGUGGACAAUUUGAAACCAGAAGGAGACUUCGUCGGAAGACCUCGCGACGAUUUCACACCGAAGAGAGGAGAAAGAGCGGAGGUAAUUCGUCGAGAGGAUAACUUGAAGAUGAUCGGCGAGUUCCAAGACUCCACUUCCCAGAGAUCCACGUACACGGUGGUUCGUGGAGAACGCGCUGAGAUAAAACGUCACGAGGAUAAUUUGAAGGUGAGCACAGGUGCCAUGGAAACGAAGACAACCUCCAGAGACACGUUUACGCCAGCUAAGAAAGAAGUUUCUCCGCCUGGUAGAGCUGUAACUCGCAGACAUCACAUGGAGUCUUCGAUUACCUUAGGAGACGACACUUCUACGAUGUCUACGACUACUCAGAGAAACUACAACACUUUCACCAAACGCACUGCCAAGGAAGUUGCCGCAAAGAUAAACAGCAUGGAAACAGAUACCAGGAGAAACGUUUCAUCUGAAUCGAAGACCCUGGAAAAUGGAACGACGAUUACGACUACGAAGAGAACGAGUGGAGAGAGAAUCUCAUCGACUCAGAACGUUCAGCACCAAUCUCAACGUGUGAUAACGGAGCAUCGUGCCAUACAACCCGAUGGUCCUCAGCCAGACUCUAGAAAGUCUCUGUCACCUGUUUCAGGCAAUCAGCACUACAUAAGCGAACACCAUCAAAGAGCACAGUCAAGCGAAAGACAUUUAAGAUCGCAGAAUGUGACUCAAACGCGACGAGUUAUCGACGACAGGUCUCUCGCGGAUGUGCAAAACCACCAGGGUGUCAUGGUCGAUGGAAGAUACAGCGAACAACAGAGGCAGCAAAUCGAAAAACAUCAGCAAGAGACAAGCAAAAGGGACUACGUUAACACUCAGCACAUCGAGUCUCGACAGACUGCGACCAGACAGAAGCAGCAACACGAACAGCACACAGUUUCCAGCCAAGCUCGCUAUAAUUCCAACCAGACGAGCAGUGCCGAGUUCAGGCAAGCCAUCAGCGGCCAAUCUAUGGAGAAAUUGCAAAUGGACGGUGCUGUGACGAAGACCAGUCACCACAGGAAGAACGUAAUCUCUUCAUCGUCCGCGGACGUUACUAAUUCGGUUCUUCACAGACGCAGAGCCACUUCGUCCACGGAGGCUCUUCACACGAUCUCUUCUACAGCCGCUGAUCAAAAGAAGAGUAUCUCGAAUUUGGCAGAGAGCGGCCAGUACAUCAGCAAUUCGAGUCAGAGCAGCGAUCGACGUAGUUUGACCUCUUUACAUCGCAGCACUAAAGAAGGAAAUCCUUGGGCGUCGUCGACCUACGAACGUCCACAGAGAAUCGUUCGACAGGACAAUUUAACAGUAGGUGGCAAGUUCUAUUCUCACAGUGAGGCGAAGAAUUAUGGAAAUUUCACCAGUCAAAAGGUAGAAAGAGUACAGAGACAGGCAAACGUCUCGCACAUCAAUUUAGGAGAUGGAAGCAUGGUCACUUCGAGCAUGUACAAGAAGGAGUACACGCCCAGACACAAAGGACCCUGUCCUGCGGCGCUUAUCGAGGCUAAACAGACGCCUUUCAAGCACACCAGAGACACGCAGAAGCACAAGUUCUAUAUGCCCGUCAUCUCUAAUUAAAAUAAGUUUCCUUUUCUGCCAUAGAGAUUAUACGAUAAAUGCAACUGUAACAGUCGAAGGGUCUCGAGAUAUUAUUUGUUUCUUUUCGCGAGGUUUUUCAGUACAUUUAAUAUUUUCUUCUGGAUGAAGCGUACAGUACUGGUCGGAAAUUUGGAAUCAUUGUAAUUGAAUGAUUUAAGAAUUUUGCGUUAACCGGGAAAGCUCUCUCGUUGAAGAUUUAUCUAAGCGAAAGGAAUCAUUGUCGAUAUUUACAGUAUUAAUUUCGAAUCGAUAUCGAAACCGGUAGAGUCCGAGAUUUAAAAAGAAAUCUCGGCUGGGAAUUUUCUAUUAUUUUAAAAACUUGUUUCGCUAAAUAUUUAUUCAAAUGACGGAAAUUGCUAUUAAUACGUAAAGCGUGGAUUUCAAAGUAACACGAAAAUUAGCGAAAAUUUCGAUGUAAAUGCAAUUAAAAAAGUACGUAAUUCCAAAUUUGUGAUCGGUAGCGUACACUCCAAACAUCGGAGGUUCGUUAUACAUCUCGAUUGGGAUUAGGUCUAAGCUAAAUUUGCGGGCUGUGAUGAACUCGUGUCGUUCGAUAUUUAUUUCGUCAAGAAUCUCUAGAUAUCCCGUUCGUCGCUCUGUAAUCGGCGUGAUCGUUGCAACAGAGGAUCGAUACCGACAUAUGGAACUGUGUGAAUUACUUCUAAAAGUACACUUUUAUGCGCGUAAACGUAUACAUACAUAAAAUAUAUACAUACACACAUAUGCAUAUAUCCGUACCAUGUCAAUAUAAUGAUAGUUUUAUCCUUCGAAAAGGAUAAGGUGAGCGCGAUGUUGAAAAAAGUACUUUGUCGAUAUAAAAAUGGUUAUCGAUCAAAAAAAAAAAAAAAAAAAUGACUAAUGAUACUUGAACUGAGAGAUGCGGAUGCGAGAUGACAUGCAGAUGAAAAAUCGAGUUAAGAUUUAUUUUCACCUUAAGCCACGUGUAUUACAAAGCAAUAACUAGAGCUUAAAUCCGUGAUACGGACGAAUCUGAUUGAAACAUUAGGUUCGACCGAUAUUUAGAAUAGAUGCGACGUUUCAAGUCGCACGUAGCGUUCUUUCUCGACCAGCUUCGUUUUUAUAUUUAACCGUUUCUUUCGCCUUGCUGACAAAUAGACUGCGGAUGCUUAUGCAUUUGUGGAAAAUUUAACAGUAGGAAAAUGCAUAUAACGCGCGGGAACAUCUGAUAUAUCCGUCACAGGUGAGAAAUACGACGGUUUUUUUUUUUAUAAUAAAGCAAAUUUAUAUUAAAACUGUUUUUCGCGCAUGAUUUUCGGGCUACUGUCAUUUUCCUGAAAUUCGAUUAAAUUAGCUGAUAUUCCUUCCUUACGAUAUAUCCAUCGACUAUCGUCGACAAGCUUACGCGUAUCUGCGAAUCUACGUAUCAACUUAUGCCUUUCUUUAGCUGUUUCAUAUCAAAACGAGAUUUUUCGUUUUAAAAAAUAUAUGAAAUCGUUCGAUAAAAAUCGGAAAAUAAAAAAAAAAGAACGGACUUGUCGUACUUUUCCCCCGUAGUCCUCGUAUUUAACGAAUGAAAAAGAAAUCUUACGUUGCAUCAUUCUACUUGUACUCGUAGAAAGUAUGAAAAUAUCAAUUACGGUAUAAACAUCCACAGUCUACCGAUAACCGUAUCAUCCCCCGUCCUCUAUGUUUUCUUUAACAACCCCGUGAUUUACAUUAACCCUCAGUAUCGUUCGAAUAGACGAGUCAUGUACGUUGCGACGUUAACAUUUCCGGCAGGGCUUCGCGAAGAAGUCGAGCGUUUUCCGGUUUCAUCGGUUCGUUCGACGCUACGAUGCUUGUUCCCGUUAUGGAACGAAUUAUUAUAUUAUUCAUUUUUUGUUUCCUAUCUUUUUUUAUUCUUUCGCCUUUUUACUUUGAUCCGUUUACACCAGGUGUUAUGUGUUGUCGAUCGAAUAAAAAUGUUUCGCAAUUACUUCUUGACCUUGCAUUUCCCCUCCUCGAGUACCACUUCGGUUAUUCUCUGGCUUUUCUUUCAAUUGUAUUUUAUAUAAUCGUUGCAUUUAGUCCUUUUGAUAACGUUUAAAUCGUAAUAGAUGAUCGUCUGAUAGGUGAUAGAUUAUACGCGUAGGUGUAUGGUUACACGUAACUGCAUUCGAGUCACGAAACAAGAUUUUCAUUUCACCAGACCAAGAGCUGUUCGCGAGGAAUGUGAACAACGAGAGCUCCAUGGACUUGGCUACAGUUUCUUUUAUUUUAUUCGAAGACCACGAGGAAAGAAUACGAUAAGCGGUGUAUAUCUUUAAACCUGAGAAAUUGUGUCGCUUCUUAGCCGCCAGCUGACAUCGAGAAACUAAGAGCUCGGUAAAAAUAAACUUGUCACGUUUUCCCCGUGUGCUCUUCGUUUUCCUACACGUAUAACUAACUCGUUCUGUUAACCUGAUUUAAGUAGAUGAUUACACGUUCAACUUAUAUUUUAUGCGUUUAGCCUUUUCUUACUAAUUCUACAGCGAACGAUGAACAACUCGAGUAUGUAUACUAAGAUUUACGUAUCAUCGAGUGAAAGAAUUCUAUCGUAACACUUACAGAAGCAAACAGGAUCACGAUGACACCGAUCGCAUUAAGAUGUUGUAAAUACGUGCGAUCGAAUUUAUCAGCGUUGUCAACGAAACUAGAAAGCAACCGUUUGUUAUAAAAUGUUUGUAUCCGAAGUUAUUAUCACGACUUCGUCGAAUGAGUUUCUACGGAUUGUAACAAUGCGGACAAGUGGAAGAGAAGUGAGAAACAUCGUUCGAAUAUGGUUUAUGUGUAAGUAGGUAUAACGUGUCAUCGUGUCUAAUUCGUAAUAAAGAAAUUAUUUUCUGUAUCG
Messenger RNA from Bombus impatiens (common eastern bumble bee), 16735 nucleotides. It is a transcript of the gene Sdb, whose product is annotated as titin. The record is from RefSeq and is a predicted model, not a curated record. Gene Ontology annotation, molecular function: microtubule binding. Gene Ontology annotation, biological process: microtubule anchoring. Gene Ontology annotation, cellular component: sperm flagellum; centriole; axonemal microtubule. Lineage: Eukaryota; Metazoa; Arthropoda; Insecta; Hymenoptera; Apidae. The coding region runs from base 556 to 13884 and encodes 4442 amino acids. The transcript is spliced from 6 exons.